GAACUAUGCAUUAUCUUUUUGAUUUAGGCAAUUAUAAAUGUUUGUUAUUCCUAUACUACCCGCUGCAAACAAGUCUGCUACAUACUAAUGCACAAAAUAUGGGAAGCAGUGCUGAGCUGUAUUAAGAUGCUAAUAAAAUCCCUUCCACUUUUAUGUCCCAGAAUACCAUUUCCACUUUGCUUCUCAUUCUAGGUAUUUCGUUUGUUACCAGAGGACUAGGCCAUUAAUCUUGUGUUCCUUUUUUGCAGCCCAAGAACUCCCUUCAGGGAAUGUCUCUGUUCCAUCAGCAGGUCUCCAUGUUUCUCUCUCAAACAUCUCUAUUGGAUGUUAUCUGGUGGAAAGCACAACUGGACAGUCACAUGCAGAAUCAGUCAUACCCCUUCCUUCCUGAGAUUCCUCCCAUCCACUUCAGCCACUUUGCUACCCUUAACUCAGACUCCAUGGCGCUGGAGAAGGCCUUUGCGUUGCCAGCUGGGUUUUACUGGCAGACCGUAGAGACGGAUGAAAAAUACUUCCCCAGCAGCAGUGAUAUCAGGGAGAGCAGCAACAUGGAUAGUGAGGUUGCCAUGGCGCUGCUGUUUGAGACCCUGCUCAGAAGCCCCCUGGCUGUCCAUCACACACUCCAGCUGAUUCUUGCCUCUGGUUUGGAUAUCUGUGGAUUCCGCCUGCUCUACCCGCAGCCGGACAUGUUCUUCUCUAGCACAGUAACGCCACCUUCUUGUUAUACCCAAGAGAAAGGGCCCUCUGUGCUAGCACUGAGCCUGAGAGGGCCAAGAGCCCGUGGCAUCCUGCAAGAUAUCAUGGGCCCCUCUGAUGUGCAGCUGGCCAGAGUUACGGACUGCCGCUCGAUCAGCGCAAUCUAUGGUUCAAGCCGAUCUGAGCCCCUUGCCUACCUCCCUCACAUGGACAGCCGAGUACACAGGGAGCUGUGUUUCUGGUUUGGAGGGAGGGUGAGCUGUGACGGGACACUUCACGGUGGAGUUCCAAAUCCUGUUGGCGAAUGCAGCAAACCAAGACUUCCUAGGCCUUCACUCCACAAGGCAGAUGCUGACCAAGAACCAAGCAACUUGCAGGACGCUACAGCCUUAUGGCCUCCAGCGGCUCUUGUCUCCACCACCAAAGGAGACAUUAUUUUGGUGGCAUCUCCUGCUGUGCCUCCUCACAUCUACGGCCUUGUGAUUUCAACCUGCACCCAGAGAGGAUUUGCACUCCAGGGGACCAAACAGCUGCAGCUGUCGCCCAAGCAAGCUCACGUGCUCGGUGUGCCAGCAAGCCAGGUAACUGUAUUUUGCCCUAGCAUGGCUUCAUGUAUACCAGAGAGGAGUCUCUUGGAGGAUAAACUCCCCAGCCAAACACGUUUGCACUGCCUGGCUUUGUUGUUGAGAAAGGAAAAUGCCAGCCAUCAUGUCUCUGCGUUGCUCAAAGGGCUUAUGAGUGCAUUGGCAGAGAAAGGUUUCUUGGAGGACAUUCAAAGCAGUUUGCACUCCCAUGCUGAACUAGAACCCAGUCUGUGUUUUCAUGCGGUUCCUUAUACCGACAGUUUGCUGCAGGAACUGGGUGGCAAUUUUAGUGUUGUGCCAGAUCCCUCGAACAUUCCCCUGGAGGUUUUGCACAGUCGGAUGUAUGCCUCUGAGCCUGAAAUGGAACAAGUGGUCCUGUUGACCUUCACUGGAAAGGAAGCCAUGAAAAGCGCAGGCAGCGUCCUUCACCAAAUCCUUGCACUAGGCUACAGGAAGCAGCAUGCUCAGACUCCAGUGUUGGAAGACUUGGACCUGCCAUUUGAGCUUCUCACUCUUAAGUGGUUGCCCUGCCUCACUCGGAUACAGGCUAAGGAAACCACACCCUUCGAAGUGGGAGACAAACGCUGGCAAACAAGUAUUGAUGCGCUCAUGAGCAGCCCUGCCCUCAUCUGUGUGCUGCGAAGGAUUGGUGCCUUUGUGGUCCUUGCCGACAUCCUGAAAACACUAACUCCGCACAACAGCAAAGUGAGCUCUGGCUCCGGCUCUCUUUCGAGAGUGAUGUCAUCAACCCCAGAGACGGCCUUCAGGCAGGCAGCGCUCUUCUUCACCGAGAAGGAUUUUGUAGGCGAUCCCAAACGUCGACCUGCCCUGAAGUACUUGCCACCUCCCCCACAGCACCCCCAGUCUGAAGGUAAGACUUGACCUUGCAUCCACUUCU
This is a messenger RNA of Lacerta agilis (Sand lizard), 2178 nucleotides long. RefSeq lists its product as uncharacterized. The coding region runs from base 270 to 2162 and encodes 630 amino acids. Gene Ontology annotation, cellular component: centrosome. The record is from RefSeq and is a predicted model, not a curated record. The transcript has 11 exons. NCBI's taxonomy places the organism in Eukaryota, Metazoa, Chordata, Lepidosauria, Squamata, Lacertidae.